Trematomus bernacchii (emerald rockcod) is the source of this 1734-nucleotide messenger RNA. RefSeq lists its product as uncharacterized. The record is from RefSeq and is a predicted model, not a curated record. Gene Ontology annotation, biological process: positive regulation of ERK1 and ERK2 cascade; interleukin-15-mediated signaling pathway; T cell activation. Bases 43 to 678 code for a protein of 211 amino acids. NCBI's taxonomy places the organism in Eukaryota, Metazoa, Chordata, Actinopteri, Perciformes, Nototheniidae. Gene Ontology annotation, molecular function: protein tyrosine kinase binding; MHC class II protein binding. The transcript is spliced from 6 exons. Gene Ontology annotation, cellular component: membrane raft; external side of plasma membrane.
AGACUCUGACAGUCGAGAGCCAGAGACCGAGAGAGAAGCACGAUGUCUGAAUUCAGAAGGAUCAUAAUGUCUUCAUUCCUGAUGCUGCUGCUCCACUUUCCAGCAGCAAAUGGGGAAUAUUUUUUCUUCACUGUCAGAGUUGGAGAUGAAGUCACUUUGCCUUGUGACAAUGUGAUACAUGAUCAGGAUAAAUGUGACAGUACUACCUGGCUCUUCAGUGAUAGCUCAGCAACAGUAGAGCUGGUUCAUCUUGGGCGGAUUGGUAAAGAAGCCAAAGCUAAAUCAGACGGACUGAGAGUUACAGAGAAUUGUUCUCUGGUUAUAAAGAAGGUCACAGAGGAGGAUGCUGGUCAAUACGCAUGUAGACAGUUCAAAAAAGCAGUUCAACAACAACGUCCAGACUCUCUGGUUGAUCUGUUUGUGGUUACCUCGACUCAAUUAUCACCAACAACAACACAAGGAUGGAUAAUAGGGAAUAUUAUCACAUCAAAAGGUUGGUGGAGGCUCCUCAUCGUGUCUGUGGGCCUAACAGCUCUCCUUCUCAGUGUGGCUCAAGUCAACAUAUGGAUAAGAACCAAAGGGAACCUAACACAGAUGGAAGAAAACAUGGAGCAGAAUGAUGAAGAUGAAGAUGAGGUGGACUAUGAAAACGAUGGAGAGCCUUCUGCCUCUGUGUGACUGAUCAACAACAUCAACUCCCCUCAGAGUCCACUGCUGUCAAACAUCACCUCCUCAUAUUUUACAGGAGAAAACAGGAGAACCAUGAGAUCAUUUUAACAUUUCUGAUGACUGAGAACACCUGAGCCCCAUGAGAGGCACUUCAGAAACUCAACUCCAUAUGACCGGAAACAUAGCUUAUUAUAUUCAUUAAUUUCUGAUUUAACCUCCUUUAAUUAUGCUCUCACAUUCCCAUACAUAGUUAUACUGUAUCUGAUCUAUAGUCUAGUCUCUGAUAACAUCUCAAUAUUAGCAGUACUUGUACGUACAGUAGUCGUUUUACACCUAUACCUUUCUCACAGUAACUGCUGCACAUGUUCAUGCAUGCAAGCGUUUCAGGAAAUAUCUAAAUUGUAAAAUGAUCCUGAAUCUUUUUUUGUUUGUUAAAUGUACUCUUCAGGGAAUACCAUUAAAACUAGUGUUGGUGUAUUAAUGUAGGUAUGGCUUCAAUUCGUUUUUGCAAAUGAAUUAUUCAUUUAUUUUCUAAUUAGGGUCUGAGACCAGAGGUCGGCGAAGACCCUUUUGUAAUCGCUCGCAAAGCAAGCGACAACCCAGCAAAACACACAAAAGCAUAGGGAAAACGAUGGGCGAAAGCACCUUUUAAUCAAACAUGAACACCAUCUGGGAAAAUCUGCAUUUUGGUAUGAGGGCGCUGACGUCAGUUAGAGGACGCAGAGCUCAUGUUACCCAGUUUAGACAAAACCCUGGUAAGGGCAAAGCGAGCAGAGUUAUAAUAAGAUUUAUAUUAAUGAUAUUUGGCUUUUUUUGGCUUAAUAGCAUCAAACAGAGAGUACAGCAGCAGCUUUAUGAAAACAUGUGAGUCCCUCCAGAGGUGGAUUGUGAAAAAGGGGGCAGACAUGUUGGAUAUAAACUGUAUUCUUACUAUUUACAGCAUGGGCAUAAAAUGUAUUGUAUUGUCAUUAUUUUUAUAACUAUAUAUUUGAAUGGAAUAUUGCUUUUUCUUCUGUGCAUUUCAUUGUUUUGUGUUUUACUAAAUAAAGUGACCUAUUAACCUUU